Messenger RNA from Eurytemora carolleeae, 496 nucleotides. RefSeq names its product homogentisate 1,2-dioxygenase. NCBI's taxonomy places the organism in Eukaryota, Metazoa, Arthropoda, Copepoda, Calanoida, Temoridae. The record is from RefSeq and is a predicted model, not a curated record. Gene Ontology annotation, biological process: L-phenylalanine catabolic process. Bases 123 to 422 code for a protein of 99 amino acids. The transcript is spliced from 5 exons. Gene Ontology annotation, molecular function: homogentisate 1,2-dioxygenase activity. Gene Ontology annotation, cellular component: cytoplasm.
AACGUAGUAAUUUGAUGGCCCCUUGAAAUAUUUAUUUUGCGCAAAAAAAAAUAAACACAGAAUAAAAAAAUUUCUUUUUAGCUGAGAAUACCUUCCGACCCCCAUACUACCACAGAAACUGCAUGUCAGAAUUCAUGGGACUUAUUUUGGGAAAAUACGAGGCUAAAGAAUCUGGAUUUAACCCAGGUGGUGCUACUCUGCACUCUAUGAUGACUCCUCAUGGACCUGAUGCUGACUGUUUCAAGGACUGGUCAGAGACAGUACGAGGGGCAAUCAAGGUCGCCGAGGGAACUCAAGCAUUCAUGUUUGAAUCUAGUUAUCAGCUUGCACUUACAAAGUGGUCUGAGAAAACAUGUAACAAGAUUGAUGAGGACUAUUACAAUUGCUGGCAGAAACUAAACAAUAAUUUUAGCCUAAACUAAUCAAAACAAUUUAAAAAUAAUACGGAAAGGAACAUAUUACACAUAUUAAGUUUAUCUGAUCCUGAUAUCUUUGC